CAGGGACUGUCACUAGCCCAUCCGUUGCCCUGACUCUUGCCCUUGGAGGAAGCCAGUCAUGGGGGAAACAGGCAAAGAAGAGUACAAAAUACAGUCCUUCGACACUGAGACUCAGAAGCUGCUGAAAACAGCCCUCAAAGACCCCAGCAACGUGGACCUGGAGAAAGUGGCCAAUAUCAUAGUAGACCAGUCCCUCAAAGACUGUGUGUUCAGCAAGGAGGCAGGGCGCAUCUGCUACACCAUCAUCCAGGCAGAGAGCAAACAAGUUGGCCAGAGCAUCUUCCGGAAGCAGCUGCAGCAGGAGUACAAGGACAGGGAGGAGCUGCGCACUCGCUCGCUCCAGGCCUGGAUCUGCUACGUCACCUUCAUCUGCAACAUCUUCGACUACCUGAGGGUGAACAACAUGCCCAUGAUGGCUCUGGUGAACCCCGUUUACGACUGUCUGUUCCGGCUGGCACAGCCCGACAGCCUGCAGAAGGAGGAAGAGGUGGACUGCUUGGUCCUACAGCUCCAUCGCAUCGGCGAGCAGCUGGAGAAGAUGAACUCCCAGAGGAUGGAUGAGCUCUUCUCCCUCCUCCGAGAUGGCUUCCUUCUGCAGGAGGGGCUCAGCUCCCUGUCCCAGCUCCUGCUGCUGGAGAUCAUCGAGUUUCGAGCUGCCGACUGGAAGAUGACGGACGCUGCCCAGAAAUACUAUUACAGCGAAGUGACAGAUUAACCUCUAUACAGUAGAGGUGGAGAGAUGUCCCCAGCACUUUCACCAGCAAGCUUCAUAUCAAGUUUGAAUUUCUUUUCAGAUUAAUGUUUUUCUAGCACUUCGUGUAAAUAGGAUUUAUACUGGCUAGAGCCUCUGGGCACAUAACUGUCAGGCUGCAACUGGUGCUAGCCUGAUUUUGGAAGUUUGGAGAGGUGGGAAGGGCA
Messenger RNA from Cariama cristata (Red-legged seriema), 918 nucleotides. It is a transcript of the gene MIF4GD, whose product is annotated as MIF4G domain containing. Gene Ontology annotation, cellular component: cytosol. Gene Ontology annotation, biological process: regulation of translational initiation. Gene Ontology annotation, molecular function: translation activator activity; RNA binding; protein binding. Lineage: Eukaryota; Metazoa; Chordata; Aves; Cariamiformes; Cariamidae. The record is from RefSeq and is a predicted model, not a curated record.